Messenger RNA from Hypanus sabinus (Atlantic stingray), 4715 nucleotides. RefSeq names its product TRAF-interacting protein with FHA domain-containing protein A-like. The transcript has 3 exons. Gene Ontology annotation, biological process: canonical NF-kappaB signal transduction. Gene Ontology annotation, molecular function: protein binding. The record is from RefSeq and is a predicted model, not a curated record. The coding region runs from base 1122 to 1682 and encodes 186 amino acids. Lineage: Eukaryota; Metazoa; Chordata; Chondrichthyes; Myliobatiformes; Dasyatidae.
GGGUGCCAACCUUUGGUUUCUCUCAGAGACAGGGGUGCCAACCUUCGGUUUCUCUCAGAAAUAGAGGUGCCAACCUUUGGUUUCUCUCAGAGACAGGGGUGCCAACCUUUGGUUUCUCUCAGAGACAGAGGUGCCAACCUUUGGUUUCUUUCAGAGAUAGAAGUGCCAACCAUUGGUUUCUCAGAGACAGCGGUUCCACUGUAGUGUAGCUGAGGUGCCAUGGUACCGUAGCGGUUAGCACAACGCCAUUGCAGCACUGAGCGUUGGAGUUCAAUUUUGGUGCCGUCUGCAAAGGGUUUGCAUAUCCUCGCCACCCCACCCCCCUCAACGCCACCCAUGUAGGUUUCUUCCAGGUGAUCUGAUUUCUUCAGGUAGUCCAAAGGCAUACGGGUCAGUAGUUUAAUUGGCAAUUGUAAAUUACCUUGACAUUUGGUGAAGGGGUGAAAUAGGUGGGUUGCUGGGUGGCAGGGCUCGUUGUGCUGUAAAGGCCUGUUCUGCGCUGUAUUUCCAAACAAGUAAAUACAAAAAACCACAUCACCAUUUUGAGGAGUUGUUAUCUCCUGACAUCUGGUAAAUGUUUAAGCUUUACCUAACCUAAUGUUGCGAAACUGGCUAUCUGAUCUUUAUCAGAUUACAGGUACUGAUCUUGAAACUGUUAGGGGUAAUUAGGUUGUUGUAUUUUCUAUUGCAUGUUACCACUUUCCAGAAGUACUUCAUUGGCUAUAAAGUGCUUAGCCCUGUCCAGGAAGAGAACAAAGACCCCAAUAUCAAUGUAAGGCUUUUGUUUCCCCAUCUUCUGUUUCCCACCCUCCACUUAACCCUCAUCCUUUCCACUCACAUUAUCUCACUCCUGUCUUCUCCCUUCCAUCUUUUUCUUUGCUGCACCUCCCUCUCCCACCCUCCAGCCUCCUCCCCAGCUCUCCCUCUCAUUUCUCUUUUCUUGGCCUCUUACCUUCCCCCUCUUCCUCUUCCUCCCUGAACAAGAAGGCACAGCAACGCCUUCACUUCCUAAGGAGAUUGAGGUUCUUGGUGGCAUGUGAUUUGGUACAGCAGGGAAUCCAACUUGCUGGAGUUGGCAACUUCUGGAUUUCUCUAGUUAACUAAAAAGAAAUUGCGACAGCAUGUUCUUUGAAACUGAUGAAACAGAAGAGACUAUAACUUCUCUUCAUAUCGGAGUCUACCAUCCACAGGCUUCAGUGUUUAAGUCCCUGAAUUUCAAUGAAAAACAGAAGUAUCGAGGAGAAGAAUCCAUAAAGUUUGGCCGUGACUCUAAAGUAUGCCAAUUUCCUCUAUUGGACAAACGUGCUUCACGAAUUCAGUUUGUAAUACAAUCAUUCCGACAUGCUGACAGCUCAGAGCUCUGUUUUGAAAUCAAAAAUGUAAGCUUGAGGACUCAACUAUCUGUCAAUGGUGUCACUUUGGAUCAUCUCAAUAGAAUUGAUUUACCAAACAAGUGUAUUUUGCGAUUUGGUGAAUUCCAAUUCUGUCUUGAAAAGGAGAGUGGAGAAGACAGAGAACAUUUUGAGGUCAAAUUUACUCUUUCUUUUGUUCCAUUUUGUCAGGAGGGAAUUGUGGAGGCUCUAUCUCAUCCUGUGACUGAGAGUGGUGUUUUGAAUGUACCAGUGACCCAGCACCAAUCUCAGACUGCAGUAGAAACUGAUGAAAAUGAAUUAAUAUCAUAAGAUUCAUGCAUGUUACAUUAAGUAGUAAAUUAAUGCUAGGCUCUUCAGCUAUCAUGUGUAGUGUGAGGGAGGAGAGAAAACUUGGCCCAAGUGUUGUUCAAAAGGGAGUCUUGGGAAACACCACUAGAAAUCAUCAGGGUUUCCAAAUCGUUGGUAAGUGGGAUAUCAAUAUAUUACUGUACUGGGAAAAUCAAAUUUAAAUCAGAAUAACAGAAUUUCCCAGUGGCUAAAUAUUUUAAAUCCCAUCACCAUUUUCAUUCUGACAUGCCAGUCUAUGGCCGCCUCUUCUGCCACAGUGAGGCCACUCUCAUGGAGGAGGUGCAACACCUCAUUCUAUGUAGGUAGCCUCCAACCUGAUGGCAUAAACAGUGAUUUCUCCUUCUGCUAAUUCCCCCCUCCCCCUUUUCUCCUCUUCUACUCCCCACUCCGGCCUCUUACCUCUUCACCUCACCUGCCUUUCACCCCCCCCCCCUAACCCGGUGCUCUCCUCUUUCCCCUUCUCCUGUGGUGCAUUCUCCUAUUAGAUUCCUUCUUCUCCACCCCUCACCAUUUGUUGUUCUGGUCCUCCUCCUCUCCCCCACUUUUUAUUCUGACAUCUUCCCCACCUCCCUUCCUUUCCAGUCUGGAUGAAAGGCCUCAGCCUGAAAUGUUGACCGUUUAUUCAUUUCCAACAUCCUGCCUGACCUGUUGAGUUCCUCUAGCAUUUUGCCGGUAUUGCUCGGGAUUUCCAGCAUCUACAGAAUCUCUUAUUUUUAGAAUAUUAAAUGUUACCUUUAUACAAAUAUUGGCAGCAAAUGCUAAGAUAACAAUAUUAAUGCCUUUGCAAUACAUACACACACAAUGCUUUCGGAACUCAGCAGGUCUGGCAGCAUCCAUGGAGAGGAAUAAAGAGUUGAUGUUUAGGGGCAAGACACUUCAUCAGGAUCCUGGUAGGACAGGGAUUUCCAAGUUGUGGUCCAUGGACCCCUCAGCUAAAGGUAUAAGAAAGGUUGGGGACCCCUGUGGUAGGGGAACAUCAGGGGUAGGGAGAGACCAAUUAAACUGUCAAGCUGCUGUCAGCAGUUAAUAAGAUCUGAAUGUAAUCUCAACUCUUCAUUUUUUGCUAUCAAUGCCUUCAGAGGAAUAAAAAAAAUCUCAUCUGUCUUGACAGACAAAAAUUACUGCAGAUGCUGGAAAGUCUUAGUAGACCAGGCAGCAUCUGUAUAAAGAGAGACUGAGUCAAUGGGUUAAAAUGUAUUCAGCUUUUGGUAGUGGUCCUGUGCUUAGGUCAGUACAUUCCUGACAUUUCUGUCUGCUCAUCGUAGCACAGGAAUUGGGAAUGAGCCGGAGGUUACAGGUUUUCUGAUCUCCCUCUGGACUCCAGAAAGUUUUGUCAUACUGAACUGAGGAGCUAGAUACAUUCAGUUUGAUGUAAAUUUAUUAUCAAAGUACAUACAGUAUGUUACCACGUACAACCCCGAGCACACACAUAAAGUACUGGAGGAACUCAGCAGGAAAAGAAUACAGUUGACAUUUUGGGCCCUUCGUCAGGACUGGAAAAAAUAUGAGUCAGAGUAAGAAAGUGGGCUGAGGGGAGGGGUGAAGUAAAGAGCUGGGAAGUUGAUUGGUGGAAGAGAGACAGGGCUGGAGAAGGAACAAUCUGACAGGAGAGAACAAAGGACCGUGGAAGAAAGAAGAGGGAGAGUAGCUCCAGAGGGUGGUGAUGGGCAGGUAAGAAGAUAAGGUCAGAGGGGGAAUUGGGAAUGUGGAAUGGUGAAGGGGGGGGGCAAUUACUGGAAGCUGGAGAAAUUGAUGUUCAUGCCAUCAAGUUGGAGACUAACCAAGUGGAUUAAUAGGAUGUUGCUCCUCCAACCUGAGUGUGGCCAACCCUGAGAUUAGUUUUCUUGUGGGCGUACACAGUAAAUCCAAGAAACACAAUAGAAUCAAUGAAAUACCACACCCAACAGGAUGGACAAACAACCAAUGUGCAAAAGACAACAAGCUGCAAAUAUGAAAGAGAAAAAAAUAAUAAAUAACCAAUAGAUAUUGAGAACAUGAGAUGAAGAAUCCUUGAAAGUGAGUCCAUUGGUUGUGGGAACAGUUCAGUGAAAGGGCGCGUGAAGUUAUCCACUUGGCUCCAAGAACCUGAUGGUUGAAAGGUAAUAACUGUUCCUGAACCGUGUGUGUGCGCGUGUGGCCCUGAGCUUCCUCUACCACCAUCCUGAUGGCAGCAAUGAGAAGAGAACAUGGUCUGGAUGGUGGGGUUUCUUAAUGAUGAAUGCUGAUUUCCUGUGACAGCACUCCAUCUGGAUGAGCUUUACCCAUGAUGGACUGGGCCAUAAACAGUACUUUUUGUAGGCUUUUCCAUGCAAGGCUGUGACACUAGUCAAUAAACUCUCCACGGCGCAUGCAUAGAGGUUUGCUAAAGUUUUAGAUGCCAUGCAAAAUCUUUGUAAACUACUAAGGAAGUAGAGGUGUGCUUUCUUCAUAAUUGGACUUGUAUGCUGGGCCCAGGACACAGAGAGUAACUUGCCCCUCAGAAUAAUUGCUUAAAUAAUGUAUGUACACUCAGUGACAUUGCCAUUUUUGCUUCAGUGCUCUGAAAUGAAACUCAUUUAUAUCUGAAACUAAUUUAGAGUUCACCUGCAUUAAUACUCCUUUAGCUCACUUUCCCCUAAAGACAUUUUCUUAAACGUUCAGGCUCAUGAAUUAUAAUUCAAGGACAUAGUGUUCCAGAAAAGUGUCAAGUAUAUUCUCAAAAAUAUCUUGCCACCUUUGGAACACAGCCUGUUUCUGCUUUUCCCAGUUUGUGAAAAUUCAAAUAUCUGUAUAUAAUAAAUUACGUUUGCUGCAAACUUCUCAUUUUUGCACAUUUGUGUCCUGCUGCAUUAUCACUGGUAAUAGUUACAAACAAUUCCCACCUAACUAUAUUGUUUUCUGUUUCCUCAGUUUUACUCAGUUUCUCCUGAGAUUAUUUUUAAUAGCCUAGAGAUCAUCUACAAAUUUUGCUUUGUCAAUGUUCUGAAAUCUAAUAAAUCUACUAAAUUACAGUCA